AUGAGACCAGCUACAAGAUUAUUACAACGUGUCCCCCUUAUUAAAUUCGUUGGUGGUCCACACCAAGCUCCAAAAAAUGUCUCACAUGCUGCUAAACCACAUCCAUUUGCCCCAGAUGGAGUAUUGCCAGGAAGUGCCGGUUCGUCAUCGCAAUCAUCGUACUUCAACAGUAACUCUAUAGAACCAAAGGAGGGCGAAGCUUUCUCCAGAGCCGCAUUGUCCCCAAGAUUCAGAUAUAAAGGUCCUAGUGAAGCCGAAAUUGAAAAUAUUUGUAGUGGUGGUGCUACGCUCAUUUUUUAA
This is a messenger RNA of Debaryomyces hansenii CBS767, 300 nucleotides long. Its product is annotated as mitochondrial 37S ribosomal protein YMR31. The record is from RefSeq and is a predicted model, not a curated record. Gene Ontology annotation, biological process: 2-oxoglutarate metabolic process. Lineage: Eukaryota; Fungi; Ascomycota; Pichiomycetes; Serinales; Debaryomycetaceae. The coding region runs from base 1 to 300 and encodes 99 amino acids. The transcript is spliced from 2 exons.